Messenger RNA from Brassica napus (rape), 1593 nucleotides. RefSeq names its product GATA transcription factor 8-like. Gene Ontology annotation, molecular function: sequence-specific DNA binding; zinc ion binding. Gene Ontology annotation, biological process: positive regulation of DNA-templated transcription. Gene Ontology annotation, cellular component: nucleus. The coding region runs from base 280 to 1221 and encodes 313 amino acids. The transcript is spliced from 3 exons. NCBI's taxonomy places the organism in Eukaryota, Viridiplantae, Streptophyta, Magnoliopsida, Brassicales, Brassicaceae. The record is from RefSeq and is a predicted model, not a curated record.
AUACAGCUAGCAGAAAUUGAGGAGAGAGAGAGAGGGAGAGGUGUUUCUCGAACCUAACUCUUUAUAAUAAUCAGAGAGAAGCUAUUGCUCUCCAUUAUUCACCCAUUUCUCCUAUCAAUCACUCCUUUUUCCUUUCUAAGCAAUCUCUCUCUCUCUCUCUCUCUCUCUCUCUCUCUCUCUCUCUCUCUCUCUUCUUAUAUUCCAUCUCUCUCUCUCUCUCUCAUACGAUCUGCAUAGCACACUGGACAGAGCUAAAUUGCUAAACUGUAACACAAGAAGAUGAUUGGACAAAGCUUCUUCCCUGAGGAUCUUGAUUGUGGCAACUUCUUUGACAACAUGGACGACAUUCUUGACUUUCCCGGUGGUGAUAUCGACGUCGGUUUUGACAUUGGUGAAUCCGACUCUUUCCCUAACAUCUGGACCACUCAUCACGACACGUGGCACGCCGCUUCUGAUCCUCUCUUCGCUUCCAACACCAACACAAACUCUGACUCUUCACCUGAGCUCUAUGUUCCGUUUGAAGAUAUUGUUAAGGUUGAAAGGCCACCGAGCUUGGUUGAGAAGAAGGAAGAUUCGUUUUCAACGAACAUGGAUUCAUCGUCUUCUCAUAGCACAUUCAGAAGUUCAAGUCCAGUGUCGGUGCUCGAAAGCAGCUCCUCAUCGUCUCAGACGACCAACACCACCUCACUUGUCCUCCCUGGAAAGCAGGGUCGUCCACGCACUAAGCGCCCUCGUCCACAUGUCCAGGAGAAGGAUGGAGUCAAAGACAUUGUUGAUUCGUGCCUCAUCGUUAGAAUACCGAAGCAGUUUGUCUCCGACCACAGCAAGAUGAUCUCUAAGAAGAAGAAGAAGGCUAAGGUUACUUCUUCCUCUUCUUCCUCGGGGAUUGAUUUUGAAGUGAAUGGAAACAACAAUGUUGAUUCGUAUAGUUCAGAGCAAAAUCCAGUUAGGAAAUGUAUGCACUGUGAGAUCACCAAGACUCCACAAUGGAGGCUUGGACCUAUGGGUCCAAAGACGCUUUGCAACGCGUGUGGCGUGCGUUACAAGUCAGGAAGGCUUUUCCCGGAGUACCGUCCAGCUGCUAGUCCAACAUUCACUCCAGCUCUUCACUCAAACUCCCACAAGAAGGUGGCUGAAAUGAGAAGCAAGAGAUGCAAGGAUGGAAGCUACACGACCCAAGAGAAUGAUAUGCAGGAUUUGAUUCCGAACACACUGGUGUAGACUUAAAACCGAUAGAGAGAUGAUUCAAUCUCCAAGUGUUGAAGUGAUUAGAGUUGAGAGGAGUAGGAAAGAGUCAAGGAACAGAGCAGUUUUAGAUUUAGAAGAGAUGAAGGAAGAUGAACAAUCAAUUAGAGGAGAUCAAAAGUUAGAAGAUAAUUGAUUGUGAUUGUUUUUUGUAUUUGUAGUGUGAAUGGGCAAAGCAGAAGAUUUUGAAGACAUUAGAGAAAGUUAAGUGUUGAGUUUUAUAUUAAAUCUCCCUCUCAUUUUCUCCUUCAAUUCUUUGUAUUUUUAUUGUGAGGAUCCUUUUGGUAGUUGAUUUAUUUAGCUUAAGGCUUUUUUUUAAUGUUAAAAUCAUAUUUUAUAAGUUGUUAA